AUGAACGGGAGUUUCGCGACGCAAACGAAGACACUGAAGAUUGAAAAAGGGGCGAAUGGAUUUGGGAUAGCGCUCAACGGUGGGGCGAAGACUGUCAAUCAAUUUACAGGAGAUACAGGAAUCUUCGUCUCCGAUGUUCUCCAAGGACCAGCGUUUGGUUUACUCAUUGCGGGCGACAAAGUGCUCGAGAUCAAUGGUAUUUCAAUGGAGAAAGCGGAGAAACCGCAAGCCACCGAUCUCCUGAAGCGGAGCAAAACAGCUACCUUCAAAGUGGCACGUCGAGUUCCGACGAACCCAAUGUCGACAAUGAUGGCUCCCAUGGGACAGAUGCCAGUUCAAAUGCAACAGUACCAAGCAAUGAUGCAAAAUUCGACGAUGAACCCGCAGCAGACAAUGCAAUUCCAGCAACAGAUGAAUGAGCAAAUGAUGCUGAAUCAAACCCAGCAGGCUCCACCGCCAGUUCAAAAUAUGGGAGAUGUUAUUAACUCUGCUGAAGGUCAAAAAAGGUUGAAGAAUUUUGAACCAAGCGAAGAAUCGGAAGACUUCUCUUCGGACGAAGAAAAGAAGCCAAAAAAGAACAAGAAAAAGCAUCGUAAACGAUCUUCAAGCUAUUCCAGUCGCUCGAGCUCACGUGGAAGAACAAAGACGUCGAAGUCGAAGAAAAAGUCCAAAGCUCGCAAAUCAUCCUCGUCCUACUCUCGCGGCUCUUCGGUUGAACGUGAACUCGCGCAGAUUAAAAUCAGAGACAAGUACGCCGUCAUCCCUGUCAAAGCUCACGAACCGAGGACGGUGACGUUGAAAAAGUCACACGGGCAGUCGUUUGGAAUGAAGUUGGGAACACGCGUCUUCGUUCAAAGCAUCAAUCCUGGCGGAGUCGCGGAAAAUAACGAUGUCAACCAAAACGACUUGAUUCUCUCCGUCAAUGGAGCUUCGACAGAUUCUCUAACGAUUCCGGAAGUUCUUGAGAAAAUAAAAGGAUCUGAUACGCUUGUUCUGGAAGUGCAGCAAAUCGACGGGGGAACUGUAACUCUUCCUUCAACAGUCUUGAACCAGAGUUCUAGCGAAAGAGGGAGCUCGUCAAAACAUUCGUCUUCGAAAAAAGGAUCAAAAAGUUCAAAGUCGCAUCAUCGAUCCUCCUCAAGACACAGGUCACGUGAUCAUCGGAGACGAUCUUCAUCUGACGAUUACAGGGAUGACUAUCGCUACAAGUACAGUUACACCCACGAGCCAGUUGUGAAUCAAAAGAGCACCCAUGUAUAG
Molecule: messenger RNA, 1260 nt
Organism: Oikopleura dioica
Lineage: Eukaryota; Metazoa; Chordata; Appendicularia; Copelata; Oikopleuridae
Source: the annotation of a GenBank genome assembly